AUGGAUGAGAAUGAGAGGACUCGUGUGAUCAAGUUUGGUAUAAUUGAUGAGUAUGACUUGACACGUGGGUCCUCUUGCUAUCAUUCUCUCUUGAAAAUUGGUGAAUUUGAGCACAUCGCAGUCACUCCGAAAAAUUUUAUCAUGUUUAACUCAGGAAAAUUCAAGAAAUCAUAUGAUAUUAAGUCAAUAUGCGCUAAAUACAUCAAAUCACACCACAUAAUAGUAUCAAUUACUCCAAAUCCAAAUAGAAUACAAAUUUUCCUCAUCACAAAUCUUUAUCAGCCUAUAUAUACUAGUGAACCAAUUGAUCAAGUAGGUAUUUGUCAUAUCAUUUUCUCUGAGAAGCAUCAAAUAAUCUUUACUCUAGGUAUAGGAAUCAAAUCAUGGCUUCUCGAAAAAUCAUAUACUCGAGAGGGAAAUGCAAAAAUAAACACAGGAUUUAGAGUCACAUUCUUAAAAUCAUUCGCUUUGAACUAUAUGGCUCCAUUACUUACAAAUCCUUGUUGGAUUGAAUCUAAAUCACAACUCGUACUGCCAUCGAAAGAUGGUAUUAUUUGUUUUGAUGCAGAUGGAAACAUGUUGAAAUGUCCUAUAUCUCUUAAUUCCGAAAAAUUUACAUUGUAUUUGUACAAUGAAAACACAAACAAAGCACUAACUAGUGAUGGCGAUCAAGGUGUUUGUCUCUGGAACAAACAUGGCCGCUUAAAAUACCAUUUUACAUCAGUUACUAAACCAAUUUACAUUGCUUAUCAAAUGACUAAUGAAUUUUACAUUAUUUACGAUAGUUCUGCUUUCAUUAGUAUCUUUGAUAUCAAAACAGGCCGAGUUUUCCCAUUAGUUAAACUUGAUGCACCACCUUUACAUAUCUUUUUCGAACGCGAAAGAGGUAAAUCAACUAUGUUGUUUGUUUUCCAACGAAACAAAGCAAAAGCAUACCGAGUUGUCAUUCCAUGGUCACUUUGGCGUAAAGUCACAACAGAACCUCUUAAGAUCACACGUUGUCCUAAAGCUAAUGGUGCAGCACGAAUUGCAGUUUUAUUAAAAGAUGCAUCGAUCCAAUUGUUUUCUCCUGUUACACGAAAUUUGUUGAGUUUAUGUCAUGCACGAAUCACCGGAUUCCCUAUUUCAGUCUUAGUUGAUCGCGGUAUGCAAAACAUGGCUAAAUCAAGAGACCAAUUAUUUGUCACAUUUGACAAUGGUCUCUUAGCAGUUUUUGGCACUAAUGGUCAAUUAAUGGAACCAGUAUUGAUGGUUGACAUCAAAGCUACAUGUUGUGCAUUGUCAAUGUUUUGUCAUAAAUGGUGUCUUUUGAUUGGUACAUCUAAAGGAGACAUCAUUAUUUACGAGUACCGAAAAUUACGGUUUUUGAAACGUAUUGGUCAAAAAAGAGAAAUGAUUUAUGAAAUUUUACAUCAUGAUGAUACUAACUCAUUUUUUGUUAGUUACCAAGAUGUCAUUGUUCGAUACAACACAGAAACAGGAAAUAUUGAUGAAGAAGUCAACUGUCAACAUGGGAUUAUUUCAAGUGUUUGUGGUUAUAACAUUGUUAUCGGAUAUGAAGAUGGAACAUUUAAUAUUUUUAGGAUUACACAAAAAAAUCUUCAACAAAUCCAUGGAAGAGAGAAACCAUUACAUAAAGGAAAAGUUACAGGAAUCACCGCAGGAAUAUCAUUCUUUGUAACAAGUGGAUAUGAUGGAUCAGUUUUAGUUUGGUCAAAUGAUUGUGAAGUUUUAGUUCAACUUAUUUUGCCACUUCCUAUUUUAUCUGUUGCAUUUCUUAAUGGUAAACGAGGACUUUUGAUUGGAACACCAUCCGAAAUCAUGAUUGUUAAUGGUUCAUCUCUUUUUGGUAUCCAAGUUGAUCCAGAAGAUCCUCUUUUCGACAACUUCGACCGAUUGAAAGAUCAAAUGAACGGUAUUUUCCAGUUGUUUGAUGAUUUCGAUCAUUGUGAAGAAGAAGACAUCAAUUUUCUUUUUGAACGAAACAAAGAAGAAAACGAAGAAGAAGAAUCAGACAACAGCGAAUUUGAAUUUGAUAUUGAUAUUGAUGCAAAACAUCAAUGGGUUCCAAACUUUGUUAAGAUUGAACCUAUUUACAUAGACAAACCACAAAGAAAGAAAAAAGUCACAAUAGAGAAUAAUAAUAACAAUAACAAUAAUAAUAAGAAAGAAGAUGAAGAAGAAUGGAGAGAUGCUAUGGGUCGAUCAAUGAAAGAUUUGAUUGACUUGAAAGAAAUGGAGAUGAUUAUGGACGAAUUAGAAAAAGCUAAAGAAACAGAACAAAAAGAAGACAAAGAAAGAGAAAAAUCAAUUGAAGAAGAAGAACAAUAUGAAGAGGAAGAUUUAUAUGAAUAUGUUUCAGAAGAAGAUGAAAUAUAUGAAAAAGAAAUUAAUAAAUCUCCUUCGAAAGUUUCAUCUCGUAUUAGUGAAAAGAGAUCAAAAUCAACAGUUAAGUCCAAUCUUGAUAAAGUAAAAGAAGAUAAAAACACUGAAGGAAAAACAACACCAAAGAAAUCUCCAAAAUUCAAGAAAGGAGAAAAUAUUUCAUCUCAUUCCGCUAAAACAAUGAGAGAAAAUAGUUCAUCUUUAUCACAAAUUUCAGGAAACAAUUCAUCACUUUCUAAUUUGAUGAGAUCUUCAAAAUCAGUUGUUUCUGAUAUCGAAAAAUCAACAAGAUCAUCAAAAGCACCAGCAAGUUUAUCUUCUCUUUCUCUUUCUCUUUCUAAUUCAAAUCCUAAUUCUAAUUCUAAUUCUAAUUCUCCAUCAAAAUCAAAUUCAGAUUCACAAAAAUCAUCUAAAACAAAUUCAAAAAAAUCAAAUAAAAAUUCAUCAGAGCAAAAUUUUUCACCAAAAUCUGAAGAAAAACUUUCCAAAAAAUCAACAAAUGUUGAUCAAAAAUCUUCAACAAAUAAUGGUCAGAAACAAUUAAAGAAUGUCUCUGUUAAUAAUCAAAAACUUCCAAAGAGAAUUCCUCCAAUAAAUUCACCAAGAAUUAAUCAAAGACAAAAUCAAAAUCAGAAUCAAGUUGUAAGAAAAUCAAUUGUAAAAAGUGAUAAUACUAAUAAUGAAAGUGCAGUAGUUUCUGAAGUCAAACUUGAAUUUCCUUCAUCAAAAUAUGGAGGAUUGAUGGAAAGUGAAGUUUCAAAUGAAUUACCAAACAACAGAAUUGAAAUUGAAACUCAACUUCCUAAAUCAAUCAACAAAAAGAAUAAAAACAAAACAUCUAAAGGAGAACGAACUCCAAUUUUACAUACAAAAGAAAUUGGAAUGACAACAAAUAAAAAUAAAAACAAAAGCAAAAACAAAAAUAAAAAUGAAAAUGAAAAUCCAGAUGUUGUUUUUGUUGAUGAUCGAAAGAUUGAUAUGUUGAUGAAAUCAAUGAAAUCAUUUACAGGAAAUGAAGAAAACAUUGAAGACAAUUUCGAAGUGAAUUCACCUAAAAUCAUAUCAUCAAAGAAUCCAAGAAGAAAAAUGAAACAAAUUCAAGAAAAUUUAUCUUCAUCUCCAUCUAAAUCAAGUGUCAUCAGAAUGAUCAAAGAAUCAGAUUCAACAAAGAAUUUUAGAAUCAGAGAACCACAAAUGAAAGGAGAAAAUUCACAUAUUAAUGAAAACGAACCAUUUAUCAGACAACGAAAUCCAAGACAUGUCAUAUUACAUAACACUAAACGAGUUGUCAAUCCAGAUAUUGACAUCAGAGAAUAUAUUCCAGCACAAUUUUAUUUGGACAAGAAAUUUUUGAGCAAAUUCAUUGACAUUCAUGAUUCUGAAGUCCAACAAUUUCUGAGACGCCUUGCAUGUUUCCAUGGUGCUUCAUUUGAUAUUACAGAUAACAAUAACGAUGACAAUGCCAAUGCCAAUGAGAAUGAUAAUGAUGAUGAAUUAAUCUAUCAAACUGAUAAUGAAUCAAGAAAAGAAGAAAGUAUUGAAAACAAACUUAAUUAUAUUAAAGAAAUCAAAGAAUAUUUGAUUAAAUAUUCACCACAUAAACCAAGAGUUUUCAAUAAACCAAACUUGAAUUACGAUUCCGAAAACUAUUACAAUUAUGAACGUAAACAUGACAUUGUCAAUCAUCAUCCUCGACGAAUCAGUGUUCAAGAACGAUCUGCGAAACUCCAACAUUUGCAAGAUAUUGAAAACGAAGACAAAGGAAAGUCGAAAUUUAAACCAUUUGUUGAUUUUGGAUUUAAGAAAGAAUCAUUAAGUGACAUUUCACAUAUAUUUGAACGUGCAAACAAGAAGAUGAGAGCCUCUGCACAAUCACAACGAUCUCGAAAGAUCGAAAAACCAAUUAAGUUGAUUAAUUCACCUAGAUCUAGCGUCAGAUCCGGAAAAGUAUAA
Molecule: messenger RNA, 4338 nt
Organism: Trichomonas vaginalis G3
Lineage: Eukaryota; Parabasalia; Trichomonadida; Trichomonadidae
Product: WD40 repeat-like family
Exons: 1
Coding region: 1-4338 (1445 amino acids)
Molecular function (GO): protein binding
Source: RefSeq, a predicted model, not a curated record